AUGUUCAACACAGAUCACCAACAGGGUCUAUAUCCUCCCAUGAGCCCAAGAAUCUCCUUCUCAAACGGUUUCGUUGAUGCCCAACAACAAAUAAUGAAGCAUGAUCAUCAACGAAGCCCCAGAGAAGCACCUGCUGUUGCAUCAUCAGACUUUGAAUUCUCUGUCACCAACAAUUCCAUGAUGAGUGCAGACGAGCUCUUCUUUAGGGGUAGGUUGUUACCCUCCAAGGAUAACUGCACCAACCAAUUGCAGAAAAUGACACUAAGAGAGGAGCUCCUCAUUGAUGAUGAUGAUGAUGAUGAAGGUGUAUCUCCAAGAUCCUCUAAGAGUAGUUCCAUCAAGUGGAAGGAGUUUUUAGGUCUAAAGAGGCCAUACAAUCUUUCCAAGAAAGCUGAUAAUAAGAUCAGUGAAGGGUCUGUUAUGGAGAUAGCAACAGAAGCAAAAGGGUCAAUGUUGGUUCAUGAAGAGGCGCACCUUAGCAAGGCAGAUGAGCAUUAA
Messenger RNA from Telopea speciosissima, 498 nucleotides. RefSeq lists its product as uncharacterized. Lineage: Eukaryota; Viridiplantae; Streptophyta; Magnoliopsida; Proteales; Proteaceae. The coding region runs from base 1 to 498 and encodes 165 amino acids. The record is from RefSeq and is a predicted model, not a curated record. The transcript has a single exon.